This is a messenger RNA of Eptesicus fuscus (big brown bat), 519 nucleotides long. Its product is annotated as myoD family inhibitor domain-containing protein-like. Bases 1 to 519 code for a protein of 172 amino acids. The transcript has a single exon. Lineage: Eukaryota; Metazoa; Chordata; Mammalia; Chiroptera; Vespertilionidae. The record is from RefSeq and is a predicted model, not a curated record.
AUGUCCGACGCCGGCGAAGCCCUGGGUCCGGGGCCCCGACUAGGGGCCGAAGCUGGCGAGGGCCGCCUGGGCGCCCCGGCCCAGGAUAAAUGUGAAAAAGAAAAUCCCGAGAGAGAUGUAACUCAUGCUACGAACAGCUGCUUCACACAUGGAGAGAUGCAAGACCGCUUCAUUUGGGGAAAUUGUUCAGAGGAUGAACGCAUCAGCACCCAACCUCAGCGCUUGCCUCAGCUUCAAACUUCAGCACAAGAACCCAGUGAGGGGGACACAGACCGGACAAAGAACUGCCACAGAAGUCUGAGCGAUGGAAACGGAAUUCACCGUGGAGCCAAACAUGUGGCAGUGGAUAAUCGAAGACUUUCAGCACCUGUUUCUCAAAAAAUGCAUAGGAAAAUCCAGUCCAGCUCGUCUGUAAAUAGUGAGAUCAAUAAGAGUGAAGUAAAUGCAGCCUUUUCCCAAAAGCCAGGCUCCUCAACUGAAGGGAGAGGGCCAGGUGGUCUCUAUUGCUUGACUGACUAG